Saxophila tyrrhenica is the source of this 1020-nucleotide messenger RNA. RefSeq lists its product as uncharacterized. Lineage: Eukaryota; Fungi; Ascomycota; Dothideomycetes; Mycosphaerellales; Extremaceae. The transcript is spliced from 3 exons. Bases 1 to 1020 code for a protein of 339 amino acids. The record is from RefSeq and is a predicted model, not a curated record. Gene Ontology annotation, molecular function: arylformamidase activity.
AUGACCAACGUUCCAGAUUUUGACAGCCUCCCGGAGGUGAAGGGCAUGCCGAAAGGCUGCGCCUGGGGUGUAUUCGACAAGAACGGCAAGAAAGACGUCUACGGCUGCCUCAACCUCGUUACCCCAGAAGUGAUGAAGGCAGCCUACAAGGAAGCCAAAGACGGCGUUUCUGUCUCUCUCAACUGGCCGAUUGGUGCCAUCCAGACCCCUGGCUUCGGACGCAAAGGCCUGGUCCACAAGGUCGUGUCCUUCAAAGGCAGCCCGCUAGACGCUCAUGGCUACGACGACGAAGUCGAGUUCAACACGCAAUGUAGCUCCCAGUGGGACAGUCUUUGCCACUUCCACCACCAAGCCAGCGAGUCGGGCUACAACGGUGUGAAGACCAACGUCGAAGAACUCACCCAGACCUACGGCAACGAGGACAAGGACAUGAAGCUACCCACGCUCCAGCACUGGCACCAGCGUGGCGGUCUUGUCGCUCGCGGCGUGCUCCUCGAUUACGUGCGCUAUGCCGAGGAGAACGGCAUCAAGUACAACUGCUUCACGGACCACCGCAUCUCGACCGACACGCUCGAGAAGAUCGCCAAAAGCCAAGGCGUCGAGUUCAAAACUGGCGACGUCCUCAUCGUCCGCUCCGGCUUUACGGAAGGUCUCACUGGCGUUUCUGGCGACAAGCAGCAGGAACUCAUGGGUUCGCACAAGACUUGCGGCGUUGAAGGCACGGUCGAGUCCGCAAAGUGGCACUGGAACAAGCACUUCGCCGCUGUAGCAGGGGAUGCCAUUGCUUACGAGGCCAUCCCGCCAGUUAGAGAAGACGGCUCGCAUGGGACCACUGCGGAGCUCGUGUUGCAUCAGUAUUUCCUAGGCUUGUUUGGUAUGCAUAUCGGAGAGCUCUGGGAUCUGAAGGCGCUGGGGGAGACGUGCAAGAAGCUCAACAGGUAUAGCUUCUUGUUGACGAGCUCGCCAUUGAACGUGCCUGGCGGGAUCGGGAGCCCGCCUAACGCAAUUGCGAUCUUCUAG